Anopheles bellator is the source of this 1637-nucleotide messenger RNA. RefSeq names its product U4/U6 small nuclear ribonucleoprotein Prp31 (gene Prp31). The coding region runs from base 71 to 1609 and encodes 512 amino acids. NCBI's taxonomy places the organism in Eukaryota, Metazoa, Arthropoda, Insecta, Diptera, Culicidae. Gene Ontology annotation, biological process: mRNA splicing, via spliceosome; spliceosomal tri-snRNP complex assembly. Gene Ontology annotation, cellular component: precatalytic spliceosome; U4/U6 x U5 tri-snRNP complex; U4 snRNP. The transcript has 5 exons. The record is from RefSeq and is a predicted model, not a curated record.
GAUUGCACCGAAAAACCAGCAGAUUCUCGGUUUUUAUCAUUUCAAGGACCAGAUUAAAACAUUCUGAAGGAUGUCGCUCGCGGACGAAUUGCUGGCCGAUCUGGAGGAUGACAACGACGACGUUGAAGAAUUGGACGAAGCGAAGGAAGAAACGAAAUCUGCUGCUCCAGCCGAUAAUGGUGAGCGUGAUUCGGACGGCGAAGAAGAGGCCAUGAUAUUCGACGUGAAGGAUGAACCGAUGGAAAUCAAUGUCUCGGUGGCGUCGAUACGAGAGAUCUGCAAAUUGCGCGACUCGGACCGACUGGGCAAGGUGCUGUCGCAGAUCGAGAUGUAUGCAAAAAAUCCGCGUACAACAAAAGAGAUGAUUGGUAACGUGGAAUCGGACCCAGAGUAUCAGCUGAUAGUGGAAGCCAAUAACAUUGCGGUGGACAUUGAUAAUGAGAUCUCAACAAUUCACAGGUUUGUCAAAGAUAAGUAUCAGAAACGAUUCCCGGAGCUCGAUUCCCUCAUCAUGGUAGAAAUGGACUACAUCAGAAGUGUCCGUGAGCUGGGUAAUGAUCUCGAUCAGGCGAAGAAUAACGAACGGUUGCAGGAAAUCAUAACGCAAGCUACGAUUAUGAUCGUGUCCGUUACGGCAUCAACAACGCAAGGGACCAAGUUGGAAAAACACGAACUGGAUCAGAUCUUUGAAGCUUGUGAUAUGGCGGUAGAGUUGAACGAUUUCAAAAGCAAGAUUUUCGAAUACGUCGAAAGUCGGAUGACUUUCAUCGCUCCGAACAUGUCGAUGAUAGUUGGCGCAUCGACGGCCGCCAAACUGGUGGGCUUGGCCGGUGGACUAACAAAGCUUUCGAAAAUGCCGGCCUGCAACGUACAGGUGUUGGGGGCGCAGAAAAAAACACUCUCCGGCUUCUCGAAAGUGGCCAUGCUGCCGCACACCGGAUAUGUUUAUUAUUGUGACAUUGUGCAAGACACCGCACCGGAUCUGAGGCGCAAAGCUGCUCGUCUAGUGGCGGCCAAAUGUACGCUGGCAGCACGUGUCGAUGCUUCCCACGAAAGUCAUCUGGGCGAGAUAGGUCAGCGGUUCCGGGAGGACAUAGAGAAGAAGUUGGACAAGCUGCAAGAACCGCCCCCGGUUAAGUUCAUCAAGCCUCUGCCGAAACCGAUCGAAGGUGGCAAGAAGAAACGAGGAGGAAAGCGCGUUCGAAAGAUGAAGGAACGUUACGCCAUAACCGAGUUCCGUAAGCAAGCGAACCGCAUGAACUUUGGCGAUAUUGACGAAGAUGCAUACCAGGAGGAUCUUGGUUAUACACGAGGGACGAUCGGAAAAACGGGCACCGGGAGAAUCCGUUUGCCGCAGAUCGACGAAAAGACUAAGGUGCGCAUCAGCAAAACCUUGCAGAAGAACCUACAAAAGCAGCAGCAAGUCUGGGGGGGCAGCACGACGGUCAAGAAGCACAUCUCCGGUACGGCUUCCAGUGUUGCCUUCACGCCACUACAGGGGUUGGAGAUCGUCAAUCCGCAGGCAGCGGAAAAACCGACGGGCGAAACGGGCGCAAAGUAUUUCUCCAACACGUCCGGCUUUCUGUCGGUUGGCAAGAAAACUACGUAAGCGAUGACGGACGAGACGGUUCAAGAUU